This is a messenger RNA of Pogona vitticeps (central bearded dragon), 1511 nucleotides long. The record is from RefSeq and is a predicted model, not a curated record. NCBI's taxonomy places the organism in Eukaryota, Metazoa, Chordata, Lepidosauria, Squamata, Agamidae.
CAGCUGAGAUAUGGUGUAUGUUGACAAAAACAUGCUCUGACUAUGAACUAACAGUCUUAGUGAAAGUGCUACUGAAAGAGCUACAACUGAAUCCAAAGGCCACUGGAAACUAUAUUACACCUCUGGCUGCUGCCAGUGCUUUUUGCAAGGUGCUAUCCAUGCCGAAAUGUUCAGAUGUGGCACUCUACAUCUAUCCCCAGUUGCUGAUGGCAUUGCUUGUUCAGGUGCACUACCACAUUAGACACAACUCAGUUGCUGAGGAGGAAUUUACCUGGUGAUGGCACUGAAGACUCUUCUCCUGGCUGUGAGAUGUUAUUAUGAAUUCACUCUUAUUGAGAAGCAGCAGGGCUGGGAGCUGCUCACCAACUGUGAAGACCACCAUCGAGGUGUAGGUCUUCUUGCAAGAGCCAUGCUUCAGAGUUCCUAUUAUUUUGACCUUCAGAGAAUCUUGUACCUCCUCGUUCCCUUCUUGGAGCGAGGUGAUGAAGAACACCAGAUCACAGCAAUAGCUUUCUUCAUUGAGGAAGUGAAGCCCUUACUGCCAGCUAUGACAAAAAGCCUGUCUGGCAUGGAUGGACAGCUGUUUGUGGAGACCGUUGCUGAAAUGGAAACGCUUCUCACCAGCAGUGAAGAAGUGCAUUGUAUUCGGAACAUCACCCUGUCUCUUCAAGAACUGUUCCAUGAUGAGAGAGAAGAUGUGCGUGCCUCUGCCAUUUAUCUUUUUGGGAAAAUGGUGAAACUGGCCAAGAAGAGCAACAAACCAAUGACAAGGCAGCAAGUGUUAGAAAAUGUGGUUCCACUGCUUCUGCAUCUUCAAGAAGAGAACUGUGACAUUGCCCAGAAAAGUAAAUAUGCUGUAGAUGAAUCCUUCCAUUUCCUGGGAUGGAAACCUCCAAAGCAUGUUGUCAGUGGGAAAGCUUGGCAUCAGCAUGAGGAGGUUCUGGAUGAAACCUGCCAGUAUCUUGUGCAGACACAACAGGGAAAUCUCCAGAGGUUCCUGUACCAGGCCAUUUUCUACACUGAGAGCCCACUUCUUGCUAUAAAAAGAGCUGCCAUCAUGUUCCUUGGUUUCCUGGUACUUCAUAUGGACAGCAUGGUGGAGAAAGUAGAUUUGGAUAUGAUACUUCCAACUCUUGAAAGCCUGAUGCAUGAUCCUGAUGCAACUGUCUGCAUAGCUGCAGCUCAUGCCCACGAUCGUGUUUUUGCCGUUCUCUCCAGAGGGAAGAACAGGGGUGACAUUGCCACUGAAAAGCCUACAAAGUUUUCUAGAUCCUCCAAUGAUCUUCGUGGCAGCUCCUCCAGUCUUUUUCGUGUCAUUAGUCUCUGGAGAUCUGUCAACAGGAAUUAGUAUCAAGCUAAUGACUGCCUGACAUACACCUUUCCAUAAGAACAAAGUGGCUGUUAAUAUCAUUUUCCUUACUUUCAGCUUCACCAAGAACAACAUGGAAAAGAGGCCAAAAAAUCCAUCAUUGCUUUAACAAUGUCUUGGUUAAUAAAUUUCACCAGUUCCC